AUCCUGGCCUGGGGAAGGAAACGCAGCGGGUUCCAGUGUUUGCAGCUCAAGGCGGAAAAUAACUGGAAUAUUAAACUAUUCCUUUGUGUCUAUUCAAAGAAGGAAUAUAGCGUAUUUGUUUUGACGCAGACCUUCUUGAAUAUCUUUCAGAUUCCGCAUCUCUAUCCCAGCCCUGCAAACUGUUGUCUCACAGAGCUGACUGUAAACAGAUCUGGUUUCGUGGGAACUAUUUGAAUGCCCAGCACACAAUUAACACGGAUAUCACCAUGAACAGGAAUAAGCGUGAGAAAGAGUAUUACAGUAUAGAAGUCGGAGAUUCCACAUUCACCGUUCUGAAACGCUAUCAGAAUUUAAGACCCAUCGGCUCUGGAGCACAGGGCAUCGUCUGUUCGGCGUAUGACCACAUCUUGGAGAGAAAUGUUGCUAUUAAGAAACUCAGUCGACCCUUUCAGAACCAGACCCACGCCAAGCGGGCGUACAGAGAGCUGGUGCUCAUGAAGUGCGUCAACCACAAGAAUAUAAUUGGACUCCUAAAUGUAUUCACGCCACAGAAAACACUUGAAGAGUUCCAAGACGUUUACCUGGUCAUGGAGCUGAUGGAUGCUAACCUGUGCCAAGUGAUUCAAAUGGAGCUGGACCAUGAGCGACUCUCCUACCUGCUUUACCAGAUGCUCUGUGGCAUCAAACAUCUACAUGCAGCUGGCAUUAUACACAGGGACCUGAAGCCAAGCAACAUUGUGGUGAAGUCAGACUGCACGUUGAAGAUCUUGGAUUUUGGCUUGGCCCGCACAGCUGCCACUGGGCUCCUCAUGACACCCUAUGUGGUGACACGCUACUACCGUGCACCAGAGGUCAUACUAGGCAUGGGCUACCAGGCCAAUGUUGAUGUCUGGUCUGUUGGCUGCAUCAUGGCCGAAAUGGUCAGAGGCAGUGUGCUGUUUCCAGGCACUGAUCAUAUCGAUCAGUGGAAUAAGGUGAUCGAGCAGCUGGGCACACCAUCUCAGGAGUUCAUGAUGAAGCUGAACCAGUCUGUAAGGAACUAUGUGGAGAACAGACCCCGAUACGCAGGAUACAGUUUUGAGAAGCUUUUCCCAGAUGUUCUCUUCCCUGCUGACUCUGACCACAACAAGCUCAAAGCAAGCCAGGCUCGAGAUCUUCUGUCCAAAAUGCUGGUUAUAGAUGCAUCCAAGCGGAUCUCUGUGGACGAGGCCCUGCAGCACCCCUACAUCAAUGUGUGGUAUGAUCCAAGCGAAGUUGAAGCGCCUCCACCGUUGAUCACAGACAAGCAGCUGGAUGAGAGGGAACACACUGUGGAGGAGUGGAAAGAGCUGAUAUAUAAAGAGGUGCUGGACUGGGAGGAACGCUCAAAAAAUGGUGUAAUCCGCGGACAACCGGCUUCAGUGGGUGCAGCAGUGACCAGCAGCUCCCAGCACAACUCCACAUCCUCCCAGCACAUCUCAUCCUCUGUGUCCACUGUCCUUGCUCUGUCCUCAGAGACAGAAAGCAGCUUGGAGACAUUGUUCUCCUCUUCCUCUUCCGGGCCAGUUGGCUGCUGCAGUUGACCAUCACCCCGUCCUUCUCACCUCCGUGACGUUCCUCCAUCCGUUUUCAGACUGACUCGUCUUCAUCUUUUUGGUCAGGGGAAAAAGUCGGAGUAAGCUGAGAGUUUUUAAGAGGCACCUUAAGAAGCUUUUACACCAAACCAGCGUUACUUCGGUUGCUUUUUUUGGGGGGUGGGAACUAGAUUUAGUGUCAGACUGAAACUACCGCUGCAUCUCCUCAAUGCCAUGUUAUUCAUUUGUAACAGUUGUAUGUUAAAUUUAUAUUUGAAGAUGCUUUGGGGUUCAAGAUUGCUGUGCGCCAAGUUUAUCACAGUUGAGCAGAAUGGCACGUUGUGUUAAAGACUCGGCUCUUCCAUUCUGUUACUGUUUCAGAGUUAAAUAUAAUGCAUCUUGAAUGAAUUUCCAAAAUAAUUGUUUAACAAGCAAAUAUUACUUUAGAGUCUUUCUCGCAUUACUUAAUGCUGAGAUCAGGUCAUAAUGCAUAUAUUCAGUUCUUUGACUAUUUUACAAAAUUAUUUAUAAUAGGCAUUUUAACAAACUUAUUUUAUCCCCUUUUUUUGGUUGAUUUUGCUACAGGACUUUAUAGACUCAAUACACAUGUCUCUGUAUAUGAUCCAUACUGUACAGGAUUUGAUGUUAAAAUCUAAAUGACAGUAAAGGGUAAAUUAAAGGUUAGUUUAUUUAUUAUUUUUUAUCUUUAGUGCUUUGUACAGUUUGGCCCUGGAAUGUUGCAAGGCUCUUGUAAGGUGAACAGUUUGUUGUGGAUAUUUGGCACAGAACAUUUGUGAAAACCUAUUUACAGUAUAGGUCAUGGCUCUAAAUGGCACAGUGCAUUCUGGGUAUUCUGUGCCUACUGUAAUGUGUCAUUUAGACACACUUUUGUGGUGCAUUAUAAGACUUGCAUUAUGUGAGUUAUGAUUUGAAAUGAUAAAAAAAGUGACAUAUUCUGUAAGAUUGUACUGUAAGGCUGUCUCAUUCAGAUAUUUUGUUGGUAACGCUUCACAUUAAGCCUCCAUUAAGUGACGUUAUUUAAUACAUGACCAAUACUAUGAACAAACCAUGAACGCCAGCAUUAAUAAUCCAUAAGUAACCUUAACAAAGUAACUGAGUAAAAUGAAGCCUACAGUGAGACCGUGAGUUAUGUGGUUGUUAGCUGGGAAAUUCAGAACUCAGGCUGAACAGAAAGUUGUAAUAUUUCUACCUGAACACCAAUGUUCAGUAAGUUAUAAACAUUUAAUAAUUGUUAACAUGCUGAGGUUUAUGGUUUAUAUUGAAUAAAGCUGUGUAAGUAAUGUAAGUUACAGGAAACCUAAUGAAAAGUGUUACCUUAGUACUAUUAGGGUUGGUUUUUUCCCUCCAUUUUUGUAAAACUGAAUGGUUUUGUUUUCAUAAAAUUCAGCACAAAUCAGUAACCUUGAAUAACUAAUGCCCUUUCAAUAAUCGGCAGAUCUGUGACUAGACUUGUAUGCCUGCCUGUUGAUGCAAUGCAACCAAACAAAGCAAGUCAGUGCUAAAUCCUAAACCUGUAUGCAACAGCAGUUUCCUUUUGGACUUAUUUUCAUGUUUCUUAUGAAAGUGCCUGUCAUUCAUUUGCAAAUAACUCAUAAAAAGUUCUUGGAAAUUCCAGAGCAGAUCACAGUUAAUGAUUUGUGGUGUCUGUCUUUUUUUUUUUUUAAUGUGUGUGUGACCGAUUUGAGGAGUGAUGGCGUGUCGUGUACCAUGAUCAACGUGACAGCCUUUGAUUUCAGUAGGAUAGUUUUUGUUUUUGCAAAAUGUAUCAAAGUUGUCCAAUUGUAAAUAUUCGUGAAAGAUAGUUAUACAUUCUUUAAGGCUAAGUGUUCGAAGAAAAGCUAAUGUUGAUAUGGUGGUGAUGGUCUUUGAGACUGUGUUAUAGAAUGUAAAACGUCAUGUUAUUGAGGGGUUUAUGUAUGUGGCGAUUGGCAGGAAGUUGAAUAGGAUAAUGCUGAAUGGAUGGCCAACAAAAUUUAUGACUCUUUUUAAUCAUGUUGCAGCACAGGUUUCUAGACUUUUGCAGUUAGCGUUUCAUUCUUUGUUGUAUUUUGUUCGAAGUGCUCUUAUAUUUCUUUGGCCUUCUUUCGGAAGGAAGCAUCGGAUGAUUUUAUUUUAUUUUUUAAUCAAAUUUCAUCUUUCGAUGAAUUUGCGUUUCUUUUAUUUCUUUGGAUGUGAUGGUGCAAUUACAGUUCUGUCACAUUACAAUGACAUUAUAAUUCUAAUUAAAGUACACAUUGAUCAACUACCUCACUCCAAAUUUCUACUGCUUCUUGGAUAUUUAGCUGCCCAUUAGGUGUCCAGGUUGUGUUAAUACAAAUUCCAUUAUUUAUUUAUUUGAAAGUUUGUCGAUAGGAAAAAAAAAGUCUAGUUUUGUACAGUAUGUAUAUUUCACGUAGAAGUAAAAGGACUGUAAUGUAAAUUUUUGUUCUCUCUUUUUUCCUUUACUUUUAACAGUUCAUGUGCAAUACCCUCUGCUCUGUGUGCUUACUUGUAAGUGUAUCUAGCUACAGUAUGUUAGCUGUAUGUUCCCAAAGGUAUAGAAAUGUUAGGUACUGUAAAUUCAGUUCAGUUUAAUUCAGCUCAAAUGAAAUGCUAAAUUCAUGAAUUUGGAUCUUUUAUUUUUAAGUAAGUUCUUUGUGAUUCAAGUUAAUUUGUGUCACAAAAACUGAUGAUCUGAAUUGCGACGGAGGUGUAUGAUUUACAUGGGCAAUGGAUCAUUCUAAUAAGGCUGAAAGACAAAAAAAAAAAUCCCUUAAAGACUACUUGUGUAAACUGGUCUGUAAUCUUUGCUAGCAAUACUGGCAAUGCAAAAUCCUUACUCUUUGUGCUCCUUCUUCGAAGUGCACUACUAGAAUACAUGCACUGGGAUCUCACCAAUCCAAUGUUAAGAUGUACUGCAAAUAAAUACUUCUGUUGGAA
Messenger RNA from Neoarius graeffei (lesser salmon catfish), 4493 nucleotides. It is a transcript of the gene mapk8b, whose product is annotated as mitogen-activated protein kinase 8b. The coding region runs from base 267 to 1562 and encodes 431 amino acids. Gene Ontology annotation, biological process: JNK cascade; protein phosphorylation. Lineage: Eukaryota; Metazoa; Chordata; Actinopteri; Siluriformes; Ariidae. The transcript has 13 exons. The record is from RefSeq and is a predicted model, not a curated record. Gene Ontology annotation, cellular component: cytoplasm; nucleus. Gene Ontology annotation, molecular function: ATP binding; JUN kinase activity.